AUGAACAACCGCAAACGGCGUAGCUGCCUAAGCACUCUGGCUCGACGCACGACGCCUUCAGCUUUUCAGAUAGCAUCCUCCUGUGCCUCGACGGUCAUGGCUGACUCGACGGCGGUCGCUUUGCAGCUCGUGGCGGCGAUGACUGCUGUUCGACGCGCCGGCAUUGUGCCGGUCGUUGGCCUGUUGACGGCGGACCAGGUGGCGGACCUCAAUGACAUUACGACGGUCGCCAACCAGGUCCUGGAGGGUGCGGCGGAGGCAUCGGCGUCAGCAGAGGUGGUGCAGAACUUUUCUCCAAUGGUGGCUGGAGGCGUCGGCGGUGGAUCGGCGAUGCCAUCUGGAGCCCAGACGCCAGCAUCGACGGUGGGGGUGGCCCCGCCUGAUUUGGCCAUCAGUUCGAUGCCUACGACGCCCAGGAAGGCACCCCCACCAGUGCCCAAGGAGGCGGGGGCGGAGAUCCCUGCACGGCGUCCUGUGAUGAAGGCGCCCCCCCAGGUUCCCGCUACGACGUGGCGGGUGACGCCCUUGGAUCAAUUGCCGCGGAAGGCGGCGCCUACAUCGACGGCUACCUCGGGGACUUCGACGCCAGCUAAGACCACAGGUGGCGAGACGCCGGCGGACUAUUUUGCUACUCCGGCCGCCAAGGCUCGUGCGGCGGCUCGGCUGGCAGCUGGGGCGGACCCGUUCGACGCCACACUUUCCAUGAGCGCCUCGGCGUCUGGGCUGGCCACCCCGGCGCAGUCUACAGCAGGACGGCGCCCACCCAACAUGCAGGAGAUCCGGGCGGCGCCCAAUGUCCAGACCGAGGCGAUGGCAGCGGCGGCCCCUUCGACGGCUUCCACAAGACCGACGUCACCUAAGGCACAGGGGAAGGCACCGCCUGAGGCGCUUAUGCCCCCGACGACGCUGAUGGCACCGGAGCCGACGCCGGCGGCAGACCACCAGCACAUCGACCCGGACCUUGGGAUCCCGGCGGUCACGACGGUGGUUGCCGACACCUUCCUGGACACGCCUUUGGAGCCGACGGCGUCGGCGCAGGAGUUCUUGGGCCCGGCGCCACCACCGCGACCUUUCUUCAGCUUGUCCACGGCCUCGACGACGAGAUCCCCGACGCCUCCGUCACCGAGGGUGGACCCACCUACGGCGGCUUCGGCCAGCGAGUUCUUGGGGGCGGCAUCGGCGGGAGUUCCCGCACAAAGGCCUAUGACGACGGUGCCGGAGGAGGAUCGGCCAGAGCCUUGGGAGAUGCCGGCGGCGGAGCGGCGCUCGAUUUUCCCCCCGGUCACGGCGGGUGGCACAGGGGGCAGGAACAUGCGGGCACCGAGCGCGGCGCGUCGGCGCGGCUCGGUGGGACCCUCGCCGGGCCAAAGGGCGCAAUGGCGCCGCGACGCUCGGUCCCAAGACGAGCGGCGCCAAUACGGCGCAUAUGACAGCAGGCGCUGGGGUGGUGCCGAGCCAUGGACGGCGGAGCAGGUGGACAUUCCGGCGGAGUACUACCCCUACAAGGUGUCCAUGGAACGGCGGGGGGCCUCGGCGCUCGGCGAAGUCGUUCCCAGCUCUCUCCGCCAUUUGGCCUGCGACGACCUCGCGGCGGUCCGCCAAAAGGAGCAGGAGUUGCCGGCGCUCGGAUUACAGUGCAGCACUCCAAAGAACAGCGGCGCUUGGUGGGAUGGUGCGCCCACCCAUGCCAGCGGCGCCGACAACCACUGCGACGGGGAAGGCAGGUCGGCGCUAAGCCUUGCACCUCCCGACGAAGCGGAGAGGCAGUCUGUUCGACGCUCUUCGGCGCGAGGAAAAGGGAGAGAUCACGACGACGCGACCACUGCAAACAUGGCUCAAGACGCGUCGGCGCCACAGCCGGGCACUUUCGCAGCCUUCCUGGCCGAGGUGGCCGCGGCCGGCGGCCAGGGACUCCUUGGUGGGUGGCGUCGGGCGCUGCCUCGCAGCCGCCGCCGCGUGGGCGAUGACAUGCUCGUUCCAUGCGCCGGUGUCCUUCAUGAUGCGGUCCGUCGCCUCGCCGAAUGUGAGGCCCCGCCGCAUAUCGGCGCAGAGUUUCCACAUCGAGUCCGCCCAAUAACUCUGCACCGCCGGAAUGGACGCCUGCUUCGAGCGGGCCCGCUCGAUGAACCAGUUCGCGAACCGGUCAAUCCGCCGCUCCUCGUCGAAACCGCAGAUGAUCCACGCCCAGCGGGAGGUUUGAUGGCCUUGGCGCCGGAGGAGGAAGAAGACCUCCCCGCCGCCAUGGUAUUGAGAUCCAUGCCCGCCGUCCACGUACGCCUGGCCACGAUCUCGCCGAGGCCCAGGGGCUUGUACUCCUUGGACUUGGUGUGCUCGUGCCAAAGCCGCGCCAGCACGUCCUUCGCGCCGAGGAGCUUCUCGGUAGGGAAGACGCGCUUGACGCCGUCCACGGUCUUCUCCUCGUACGCCUGGACCUGCGCCGACCACUGUGCGAAAUGCUUGGGUGGGCGGUCGUCGGCCGAUGUGGCUGCCGGGGGCUGGCGCAGGAGGCGCCGCUGGUGCAGGCAGCAUCCCAGGUGGCAGCGUCGGUGGUGCCGAGGUCGCCGCUCUCCGUUGGCGCUGGGCCUCCGUGAGGGGGUGGACCCUCGCCGCCUUCGCCACAUCCUCGCUGCCCGCCGCGGCCUUGUGCUCCGCGUCGGCCACGGUGACGCCGGAGAGGAAGGGCUGCGCCACCUUGGCCACAAACGCCGCGGUGUCCUCCGCAAUCAAGGCCAGGGUCGGCGUCGAGGCAAUGCCCUUCGCCGCCAGGUAGGAGGAGGAGGAGCCGUCGUGGAGUUCAUGUCCGAGGUCCGGCGGCUGGUGGCACCGCGGCGCUUCGGCUUCAUCUUCGAGAACGUCGAGAUGGCGACGGCCGACGCCAAGCAGAUCACGGAGGCUCUGGGUUCGGCGCCGGUGUGGGUCGACGCUGCUGACUUCGGCUGGGUCGGGCGGCCACGCCUCUGGUGGCUCUCGACGGACUGGGCGCGGAUGACACUGGACCCGGAGACCGGCGAGUCCCUGCAGUGGACACGACGAGGCCAGUGGGACCGCCUCCGGGUGGAGGAAGCACGACGGCCGGUGGAGGUACUGGAUUUGGGGGACCUCACCUUCGACGACUCAGUCUUGUCGGGCCGGCGGCGCCUACCCUGCUUCACCACCCCGGCGCUCGAUGAGAACGGCCGUACGGCGCCCAAGGGCUGCAGGGGCAAGAUCCCUUCCGACGCACAGCAGCGGUGGUCGGCGGAUCGACGCCAGUUCGCCCCUUGGCACUACGUGAAGGAGGCGAUGGUGGUGAGCUCCGACGCGAAGCUGCAGAUCCCGCCCUCACGGGUCAAGGAGCAGCUGCACCACAUGCCGGCGGACUACACGUGGGGGGCAGACGACGCACCGCUCGACGACCGCGCCCGCCACCGGCUCAUUGGAAAUGGGUGGCAUUGGGGUGUGGCGCGGCACCUCCUACUGAUACUGCUGGUGGCCACGGCGUUCCAGACCUCCGACGCCAAACCACAGGGCGAACCACCCCGAUCGACGAUCACCUGGGUCACCUCUUUGUGGCAGUUCGGCGGCCCGGUCAUGGGACCGGCGCCGGGGGAGGACACACUGGAUCCUCUGGUGGACCUCGACGAGGAAGCUCACUGGGCAGCCUCGGCGGUCAUACCGCACCCCUUCCAGGCCCAACCACGGCUGGAGCCGGCGUGGGAGGAGGCCUUGAAAAACCGACGGCGGUGGCGCCACGACCUGGCCAGGAUCAGGCGCGAGGUGGUCCAGGAGGUCAAGGAUAUGCUCGGCGACGUGGCCGAGCAGACGGCGGAAUGGAUGUCCCAACGCUCGGCGGCGGUCAAGGCCACCUACUCAACGCCGGACAAGCCGGCGGUGACACAGAUUCCCGUCCUGCUGGAACUCCUGCGGCGCCUCAACUACCCCGACCUCGAGAACCUCACCGACGACCUCACCCAGGGCUUUAACAUGGUCGGCGGCCUCAAGCCGGGCCCGGGCUGGAAAAAGAGGACCGACGACCGCGACAAGCACCCGGCAUCCAUGGAGGAACUCCGGCGGGUCAACGCGGACCAUGUGAGGCAGCGCACCGCGACGGCCAGGGUCGGCGAGCGCACCGAGACGCUGCUGCAGGAGCUCAUCGACGAGGCGUUCGAGCAGCUCUUCGCGGCGCUGGGCUUCCGCAUCAAGGUUUCCAAGUCCCAGCCGGCGGCGGCCCAGCACAUCGUCCAGGGCGUCCUCUUCGAGAUCUCGCGGCGGGGGGUCACCCUCAGCCCCACACCGGAGAGGGUGCGACGCAUCAUGGCCCAAAUUACCCAGGCACUCCAGAAGGACGCCAUGAAGCCCGACGAGGUGUUUGCACAGGUGGCGGCGCUGGCGGCCUUUGCCACACACCUGCAGGGCGCCGUGACCGCGUUCAUCGACAACACGGCGGGCCAGGCAGCGCUGUCCAAGGGGUAUGGAAAGGACCCGGCGAUGAAUGGUAUGCUGGCUGCCUUUUGGGCCUUGGCGGCGCGGCAGGGGACCAUGGUUGACUUUCGACGGGUUCCAUCCAAGGCGAAUGUGGCCGACGCUGUGUCCCCGGACGAUUUCGGCAGGGCCCGGCGGGAAGGUUGGACGAGGGUCCACAUCCCGGCGUCGCCCAUCAUGCACAUCUUGGCGAAGGCGGUCGACGACUUGCUCUACGCGGUGGAUGGUGCGGCGGCUGAUCUCCUGGCGUGCUCUACUGAGUGGUCUGGUGAGCCGGCGCUUGGUGGGGCUGUGUGCGCCGGGCGGUGCUGA
Molecule: messenger RNA, 4773 nt
Organism: Symbiodinium necroappetens
Lineage: Eukaryota; Dinophyceae; Suessiales; Symbiodiniaceae
Source: the annotation of a GenBank genome assembly